Molecule: messenger RNA, 4365 nt
Organism: Pelecanus crispus (Dalmatian pelican)
Lineage: Eukaryota; Metazoa; Chordata; Aves; Pelecaniformes; Pelecanidae
Source: RefSeq, a predicted model, not a curated record
GAUCUUAGGAAUCAACUAGAGAAAUUACAUGGUGAAAUGACUGAGAAAGAAAAAGCAGUUGAACAUCAUUACAAUAUUCUUUUGAGCGAAAGCAAUCAGAAGUUGCGAAGCCAAGAACUAGUUAUCAACCAGCUAACAGACAAUGUCAAUCAAAAGGAUCUACUGCUUCAGAAACUUGAUGGAACAGUUAAAGAAAAGGAUGCAGAAUUGCAGGAGUUCCUGCAUAAGUACAAGAACCUUCUAAGAACUAAUGAAGAACUUGAACUGAAAAAUGAGGGUUUAGUAAAGGAACAACGUGCUGCACAGUCUCAACAGUCAAUUGUCAAGAUAGUCAGAGAGUUAGAGGAAAAUAAAGAAGCUGAAUAUGAAAAGCUGAUCCUUGCUUUAAGAAAGGAACAAAAUAUUUAUUCUACACUAGUGAAGACCUUCAAAGAAUCAGAUAGUAUAAAUAGCUUGCAAAUGGAACUAAACAACAUUUUUAUGUUGCGAAAACAACUAGAAGAAGAUGUUUUAGCUAAUCGGAAUCUGCAGAAGGUCUUAGAAGAUCAGAUUAAGGACAUUAAAAACCGACAAGAUGAAACACUAUCUUUCUGUGGAGAUCAAACAUCUUACAUGAGUAUCUGUUUAGGAGAGCAAGAUCAUUUAAGCCUACAGAUAGACCAUCUGUCUCUUGAAGAACUUAAGAAAAAGGUUACUGACCUUCUCUUGAUGGUUAAGGAUCUGCAGUCAAUUAAUCAAGAACUUAAGAAAAAACAGCUUGGCCUUUGUACAACAGAUUCUCAAGGGAAGGAAGCACUAAAAAUAUUAAACCACAGUGAGUGUCUUGAAAUAACAGAGGAGCCUGUGAUGCAGACUGAAGAUGGUGACAAUGACAGGAAGAUGCAGAACGGUCUAGUUUCUGAGAGGGUCAGUCAGGUAUGCCUUCAAGUAUCUUUGGAUUUUCCUUCUGAGCUGGAUAAACAGAUAACUCCAUCAGGCUAUUCAGACAGUUUCUGCAAAGAUAGACAAUAUAGGAGUCCAAAUGAGCCUCAGUUUGAACAUGAUACAACUGGCAAACACUUUGGCAGCAUAGGAAUGAGUGAACAUGAAACAGAAGAUAACUUGCUCACAUCUCUUUUAAGAGAAAAUAGAACAUCUGUACUGGAAUCUACCAGAGAAGAACAAAUGAAAAUUGUAAAUGAACUGUUAGAUCAUCUGAACACAACUGAGGAAGAAUGUUCAAGUGAAGAUAUAGAGAAAAAGGAUGAAAAAGAUCUUAGGCAAAUGAUUAUUCAACUAAGAGCUGAACUCAAACAUUUCAAGCAGGUCAAUAAAUUCUUAAAGCAGCAAGUAGAACUGAAACCAACUUUUGAUGGAAAAGAGAAACUUUAUCCAGAUGCAAUGCCACAGAUUAAUAAGGAUAUUGAGUUGUUAAAAGUGGAAUUGAAAGAUGCAGCUACACAAACAAUGACUUUAGAGAGUAAUGUCAUGAGAUUCAAACAUGAAGGCAAAAAAGAAGCCUCAGAAGAAAACCCAAAAUAUUCAAGAUUAAAUGCAGAAAGAGAACAUCAACAAGAAAAUGUGUAUAAGAAGGGUGAACAGCAUGAAAGACUUUUUUUUACAAGGAGAGCAAAUGAAACUGAUUCUGCCUACCUGCCCAAGAAGUCCCGUCUGCCCGUUCUCUUAAAAUCAUCCAGACCAUUAGGAAAUGUGCCUUUGAACUCCUGUAUGCAGAAGUCAGAUUCGGAACUGCAGCGUCAUACCGGGGUACCUUAUGAAAGCCUGAAAGCAUGUGAAGUACGAAACAAACAAUUUCAGCCACAAACAAAUGGGGAGUUAUUAUUGAAUGAGUCUGUAACUGAAAACCUUCAAGAAGAGCCUGCACAGGAAAGCACAUCACUGAGAGUUGACUCAUUGCUCAAACUGGAUAAUAGUGAGGCCCAGGUGGAGUUGCAAGGUGUUGAUCUGGGUACAGGGGGCAAGAAUGAAUAUGCGAUGGACAAAAAACAGCAAAACUGUCAAGAAAUGCAAAAUCAUCAUAACAUUAGCAACGUGAAUAUCCAGCAUUCAUUAAAAGAGAUAAAUGAAGACUUUUAUUCCAUGGAACAUGAGGACAUUGACUCAGCCACUGCAUAUUCAGGUUCCAAGUGCCUGCAUUCUCUCAAAAUGAGUGUAACAAGUACAGAUGCACUUGAUGACAGUGAAGUCAUAGGUGAUACAGAAGAAUUGAAACAAAGAAUUAAGGAUAUGAAGUCUGAGCUUGAAAAGUACAAAAUGUUCGUGUUUCACUUACAGACCUCUGAUCAGCUUUUAUCAAGUGGUAUUUCCAAUAUAGUUUUGAGUGACGCAGCCUUGCCCGUGGAAGGACAUGUUACACAAGUGCAAGAUGCAGCUAUGCAAGAAAUCAAAACAUUUUCUGGUGUACCUCAGCCGAUGGAUUAUGAGAUCCACACCGAAAACAGGAAUUCAGAGUCUUCAAAAGCAGCUGGUACAUGGACAGCAGAAAACCUUAAGGAACUACUACCAGCAAAUGAGGCAGAACUUGAAAAAGAGCAAAUUGCAAAUAUGCAUCUUGGUGAAAUGUAUCAUCUUCAGAACAACCUGAGAGAAACAUCACCAUCCAAAUAUGAUUCAUUAGUUCAUUCACAAGCUCGAGAACUCUUCUUUCAACACCAACAAAUUAAAGAGAUCCACAGUGGUUGUGUCGCUUACCAUCAACAUCUGACAAGCCUUAUUAAAGCUUUUGAGGAACUGCUUCAAGCCAGUGAUGUAGAUUAUUAUGUUGCUGAAGGCUUCCGUGAACAACUGAAUCAAAGUGUACUAUUGUUUGAGAAGCUAGAAAGGAAAUUCCUGUAUGGAGAAUCAAUAGGUGCAGAAGUUACUAUACUUUAUGAAUUAGCUCAAAGGGAUAAUGAGAAGAACACCACAAUGUACCAGCAACUGAAGGAUGAAUCACCUGUACCAUCUGCUCUUCAUAGCUUGUCUGACUUUGAUUUGUCAGAAAAGUCGUCUCUCGGAUCACCUGAGCGCAGGCAUGACCUAGAAGGACAGCAUGGCACACUGGCACUUCUGCCAAACAAGUUUCCCCCAGAGUUAUUAAUGGAGCAUCUGCAAGAAAUUAGAAUCCUGAGACAACGUUUAGAAUACUCCAUAAAAACUAAUGAGAGACUGAGGAAGCAGCUUGAGAGACAAGUAACGGACAAACAACUAGAUCAAGGUUCUGCAAACAUUUUUAUCCAUGGCUCAGAGCAGCAUAAUUCCCUGACUUCUGAAAUACAUUUCCUGAGGAAGCAAAAUCAAGUUCUGAAUGCAAUGCUAGCAAAAGGAUCCAGAGAUAAACAAAAGGAAAAUGAAAAGUUAAGAGAAUCUCUUUCUAAAAAGAAUGCAUUCAUUGAGCAUCUUCAUGAGGAUUAUGGAUGCCUCAAGAAAGAAAAUGAAAGGUUGCAAAAACAAAUUGGCCAAAAGGAGGAUGAAACCAGAUAUCUGACAUGUCAGAUUUACAGCAGUCGUAAUGAAUUAAACAGGUUGCAAACAGAAAUUAAUGUAAAGCAACAUAAGCUUUCUGAGAAUGAGAAAUUACUGCAGUCACUCCGAACUGAGAUCAAGGUUUAUGAAAAGUUGGAAGAAGCAAGAAAAAAGAGGACAGAUCCCAGAUGUGAUGCAUCAGAAGAAUUCCGAAAAGAUCAGAAUAAUCCACUUGACUUACAUGAACUAUUGACUGAAAUACAGAGUUUGCGAGUGCAGCUUGAAAGAAGCAUAGAGACAAACAAGUCUUUGCAUGAAAAAUUAGAGGAACAGCUUUCAAAAGAAAAGAGAGAGGAAGUGGGAUCAGUGUCAGCUGUGAAUAUCAACUAUCUUUUCAAACAAGAAUCUCAGCAUUAUGCAGGAAUGAAUGAAAAUCUUUGCAAAUGUCCUGCUACCAGCAGAAACAUUUGUGAGUUGCAGAAACAUGGACAUUGCAUUUCACUAGCAAAACCAGGUACACACUCAGCCUCUAAAGAUGACUUAGACAGCACUUCACACUGCAGUAGCACUUCAUCUUCCAGUAUGGCAUGUACCCCUCGUCUUGUGCCUGGACAUCGUAUGUGGGCAGACAAAAAUGGGCGCCACGUUCUUGGCUUGAUUGAGGAUUAUAAUGCUCUGCGGAAACAGAUUUCAGAAGGGCAACAGGUUUUAGCAGAAAUGGAUAUUUCUUUAAGAGAGGUCACUGGUACGAAACUGCAGGAGCCUGGAAUAAAGGUACCAGACCAGGCAUCACUGCAUAGCUUUUCUGCAAAUAUUCACACAGUGCAGCAGAUUUUAGAAGAGGCUGCACGUUUACUGAAACUUCUCUGGAGAAUUUCCCUUCCCCUGAAAGCUGUACAUGGUACUACUCAUGGCACUCAG